ACGGGCUCUUCACAUUUGAGUUACUGGAUCGAUUGACGAAAAUCGUUUUUCACUACUGAAGUGAAGCACUUCACUGAACUCUAGGAGUACGCGUUUGCUUACUGGUGUGUCAUUUCAUCAGUUUAACUACUGUCUAGAUUCUUGUGGACGCAACUGUUGCUCCUAUCGUUUGUCGCGACGUGAGGGAACUUCGCCGCUAUGGGCAAGUUGCUAUCGAAAAUCUUCGGGAAUAAAGAAAUGCGCAUCCUCAUGCUUGGCUUGGAUGCUGCCGGCAAAACGACUAUUCUAUAUAAAUUGAAGUUAGGACAAUCUGUAACUACUAUUCCGACUGUUGGUUUCAACGUAGAGACGGUGAGCUACAAGAACGUGAAGUUCAACGUUUGGGAUGUCGGUGGUCAGGACAAGAUUCGUCCUCUAUGGCGGCAUUAUUAUACAGGAACUCAAGGUCUCAUAUUCGUCGUCGACUGCGCGGAUCGCGAACGAGUAGACGAGGCACGGCAGGAACUCCACAGGAUAAUCAACGACAGAGAAAUGCGUGACACCAUCAUCCUCAUUUUUGCUAACAAACAAGAUUUACCAGAUGCAAUGAAGCCUCACGAGAUCCAAGAGAAGCUAGGACUAACUCGUAUUCGAGAUCGCAACUGGUACGUUCAGCCGUCUUGUGCUACGACAGGAGACGGACUGCAGGAAGGACUGACUUGGUUGUCAUCCAACCACAAGUCUUAAUAUACCAGGGUAGAUGUUUUCUCCUAUUUGUUUGCUGUACUUGCUGCUUGCUAUGUAUGUCACGGGUUGUUUCUUUACUACAAAACGGGCGCAGAGAGUGGACCCUCGUUUGACAUGUACUGAGUCAUAGAGAAUGCUAACCGUCAUGUAUGAUUUAUUACUAUUAGCAAAGCUGCUUCA
Messenger RNA from Corticium candelabrum, 906 nucleotides. RefSeq names its product ADP-ribosylation factor 6. Lineage: Eukaryota; Metazoa; Porifera; Homoscleromorpha; Homosclerophorida; Plakinidae. The record is from RefSeq and is a predicted model, not a curated record. The transcript has 5 exons. Bases 199 to 726 code for a protein of 175 amino acids. Gene Ontology annotation, biological process: intracellular protein transport; vesicle-mediated transport. Gene Ontology annotation, cellular component: cytoplasm. Gene Ontology annotation, molecular function: GTP binding; GTPase activity.